CGGGGCAGGGCCGGGCCGGGCCGGGCAGUCCCGGUGCCGCCCCCGUACCCUCCGAACCCUCCGCCAUGGCGGAGUCCGGGCGGUCGCAGCGAAAGCUGUCCCGGGUCGGGGAGAGCCUGUACCGCGUCCUGGGCCUGCAGAAGGGCAGCUCCCCCGAGGAGAUCAAGAAGGCCUACCGGAAACUGGCUCUCAAGUACCACCCGGACAAGAACCCUGAUGACCCAGCGGCAGCCGAGCGCUUCAAGGAGAUCAACAGCGCCCACGCCACGCUGAGUGACCCGGACAAACGCCAGCUCUACGACCAGUACGGCUCGCUGGGCCUCUACGUGGCUGAGCAGUUUGGCAACGAUGCUGUCAAACAUUACUUUCUUAUGUCCAAGUGGUGGUUCCAGGCCCUGGUGCUGUGCUGCGGUGCUCUCACCUGCUGCUGCUGCUGCUGCUGCUGCUUCUUCUGCUGCGGGACCUGCUGCCCACCUAAGGAGGAUGAGUCCUACAAGUACGUCGACCCCAAGGACCUGGAGGCACAGAUGCGUGCAGAGGACGCUGAUCCACAGGUCCCCAUUGUGGCACAGCCCCUCCCUGCUGGCCCAGAGCCCUUGCCGGCUGCCAGCACCAGGACUGAUGCCUGAGGCGGGCCUCAGCCCCACUGUCUCCUCCAGGACGCCAGGCACGGAUCCUCCUUCAGGACUGUCACUUUCCGGGACCCCAGUCACACCACCUGGGGUGGCUCUUCAGCCUCGGGGUGGUUGAAAUCUCAGGGUAAUUUGGACAGCAUCAAUGCAGUGGCUUCUCUGCCCCUGCACGAGCUCCAGGGUGAUGUCCCUGGCUCCCAGCACUGGUGGUGGAGGCAGCUGGAGUCCACAGCGCUGCUCCCACCCCCAGUGCCUCGCCUGUUGCUCUGCCAGGCACUGGCAGCCACCCCAGCACUCGCGAGCGGAGCCCUCUCCAUGCCGGGCUCUGUCGCUUGCCAGGAGGUAGCCGAGACCGUUAGCACUGUAACCUCGGGGCUGGGCUGGGCUGAGCCCCCUGCCCGCCCUCACGGGGACCCUCCUGAUGGGUGAUGGGUGCCAAACGCUGCUCAUAGGGUUGGGGUGUCCCCCCUUCCCCUCUGCUGUGCCACAGCCCUGGGGCGCUGGCCAUGCCCCAUGCUGCUGGCAGGCUCCCUGCAGGGCUGGCCCCCCUGGGACAGGCACUUUCCUUGGGUUUGUACAGGUUUUAUGGGCACCAUUAAAGGUUGUCAGGAGGGG
This is a messenger RNA of Calypte anna (Anna's hummingbird), 1247 nucleotides long. It is a transcript of the gene DNAJC5G, whose product is annotated as DnaJ heat shock protein family (Hsp40) member C5 gamma. Bases 66 to 629 code for a protein of 187 amino acids. The record is from RefSeq and is a predicted model, not a curated record. The transcript is spliced from 4 exons. NCBI's taxonomy places the organism in Eukaryota, Metazoa, Chordata, Aves, Apodiformes, Trochilidae.